Belonocnema kinseyi is the source of this 4385-nucleotide messenger RNA. Its product is annotated as semaphorin-1A-like. The transcript is spliced from 15 exons. The record is from RefSeq and is a predicted model, not a curated record. Gene Ontology annotation, molecular function: chemorepellent activity; semaphorin receptor binding. Gene Ontology annotation, biological process: negative regulation of axon extension involved in axon guidance; neural crest cell migration; semaphorin-plexin signaling pathway. NCBI's taxonomy places the organism in Eukaryota, Metazoa, Arthropoda, Insecta, Hymenoptera, Cynipidae.
UAGUCUGAUCUCUGUGUCAGUUGCGCAAUUGUUAGAUCGUGUGUACUUUGCGUCUAAACAUUUAACCGUUACGUUACUGAUGAUAUUGUUAAUAAACGUGUUUUAUCUUCAAGUAAUUCGGUUAUUUCUUCGGAAAUAAACAAAAACCCAGAAAGAACAUUACGUGGUUAAGUUCAGUGGGCCAGUGAAGACGCGUGUGUUUUUUCCCCAUCUCAUUCCCCCAUAUAAGUGUGCUUCCCCAACUGUGAUUUUGUUUUGUUGUGAACGUUCUAUGUUGUUCGAGUUUGCUUCAAGAAGGCGUCUCUUGGGAUUUUUUACACGGUGGGCCCUUUAGGGCCGAAGAGUGUUGCUCCAAAACUUUCCGGAGUUGUUUUUGUGGAGUGCUCGGAACCGCGAUGGCGAUUCAACUACAAUACCGUUGAUUAAAAGAAGAGCCGGCAGGACCACUCGCUUCCAAGAUGGAUGCGUCCCUGUGCACGCUGUCUUUGGUCCUGGUUACCUUGAUUAUCCAAAAUGCUGCCUGGCCACAAGAUCCUGCUCCACGGCUACACAUCAAAUACCGUGAUGUAAUCGGUCAGCGUUUUCUGGGAAACGAGAGUCACGUGGAGCACUUCAAACUCCUAGAGCGAGCAGCCACUUUCAUUCUGAUCGGAGCCAGAAACGCCAUUUACAACAUAAGUCUACACGAUCUGACAGAAAUUGCCGAUCAGAGGCUGCAGUGGUCCAGCAGCCGCGCCCAUCGAGAACUAUGCUACUUGAAAGGAAGGAGCGACGACGAGUGCCAAAAUUAUGUGAGGGUCUUUGGCAGACAAGGCCCGGAUCGCUUUUUAACUUGCGGAACGAACGCAUACAAGCCCCUCUGCAAACAAUUUACAAUUAAGAAUGGUGCUUACGUAAGUGAAAAUGACAUGGAUGGGCUUGGUUUGUGUCCCUAUGACCCCCAACACAACAGCACUGCCGUUUUUGCAGGUGGCCAACUCUACGCAGCAACCGUUGCGGAUUUCUCCGGUGGUGAACCGCUAAUUCACAGGGAGAAGAUUCGGACAGAGCGUUCGGAUUUGAAUCAGUUAAAUGGUCCAAACUUCGUCAGUUCUUUUGCCUACGGAGACUACGUGUUCUUCUUUUACCGGGAGACUGCUGUGGAAUACAUGAACUGCGGCAAGGCCGUAUAUUCUCGUGUCGGUCGAGUAUGCCAACACGAUAAAGGUGGGCCCCACGCUUUUAGUGACAGAUGGACGAGUUUCCUGAAAGCGAGACUCAAUUGCUCCGUACCAGGAGAUUAUCCCUUCUACUUCAAUGAAAUACAGUCAACGAGCGACGUGACCGAAGGGGUAUACGCUGGCGAGCACACACAAUUAAUUUACGGAGUGUUCACGACUCCUGUCAAUUCCAUUGGUGGUUCUGCCGUUUGUGCAUUCGCCAUGAGAAACGUGCUUGAGGUCUUCCAAGGAGCUUUCAAGGAGCAGGAAACUAUCAAUAGCAAUUGGUUAAGGGUACUUCCAGAAAAAGUCCCUGAACCAAGACCUGGAGCUUGCGUCAACGACUCGAGGACACUUCCGGAUGUCACUGUCAACUUUGUCAAAUCUCAUCCUCUCAUGGACGAUGCUGUUCAAUCUUUCUUUGCUCUACCUGUCAUAUCAAAAGUCACCUUCAAUUACAGAUUCACUAAAGUGGCAGUCGAUCCACAAGUCAAAGCCCUCGACGGAAAAGCUUACGACGUACUUUAUAUUGGAACUGACGACGGCAGAGUAUUGAAGGCUUUGAAUACAAAAGCGCCCGACUCUCGAAGUAGUCCUGGUGAAAAUAUCAUCAGUGACGUCCAAGUGCUCAAAUAUGGUGAAGCUGUGAAAGACCUGCAGGUCGUUCACCUAGCGGGAGAGGCCAGUAAAUUAGUUGUGGUUGCCGACUCAGAAAUUCGAGCCAUUCCCUUACAUCACUGUGAUUCCCCUACUGCCAAUUCCUGUACGGCUUGUGUUGCUCUACAAGAUCCCCAUUGCGCCUGGGACGCAACCACAAAUCUCUGCGUAGCCGUGCCAACGAAACUGCACGUCAACGAUGCAGAGAAAACGCUCUUCCAAGAUAUCGCAAAUGGUAAACACAAAGGAUGCGGAUACGAACCUGAAAUGGCGAAAUCCGUACCACCAGCGAUUCCGCCCCGAAUUGGGCGUGGAGAGCAGCCCGACGAACGAGACAAUGAAAUUGUUAUCGAGCUGGAUCGAGACAAUCAAUACAGUCGUACGCAACCAAGAGCUAAUGAGCCACAAGGUGUGGUAGUAACUCCAGUUGUGUAUUCCGCACACACCUUAACCGGAGCUUUGAUAGGAACCUGCUUCUUUUCCCUCAUAGCGGGGUUUGCAUCGGGGUUCUGGUUUUCGCAAAGGUUGCGGAGCGCACCCUAUCCCGAUCCUCCUGAGCAGAGGCAGCAAUUGAAUCGCCUCACGGAAAACACCGAGUCACCCGGUUACAACAACAAGUCCAUAAACCUCGUUCUGAACGUCCCCCCUAAAAAUCCCAACGGGAAAAAUGCCAAUUCGUCUGCGGAGAACAAGCCUAUGCAGAAGGUCAAGAAAACGUAUAUAUGAUACAGAAGACGACAAGCCGUCUGAGGCUUGCCCCCCGACCCAGAGGGUUCCAGUUCCUCCGACAUGUCGCAUUCCGAAAACCCCUACGACCAAUACGACGGGGAAUCCGAGAAGCUCAGGUCCAGGAACAAUCUGACACCAUGCACCAUCUCUGGAAGCAGUUCAGAAAACAACCUCUACGCCAGUGCUGAAGUCGAACCUUCACUCAACAAAGGUUACAGUUCCGAGGUCAACCUGGAUUCGAUGCACCUGCAAAUGGGUCAAAUUGCCUAUCAGCAACAAUACAAAGCCAGCUUGAGGCGCAAGUGUAAAGAGGGCGGUCUCUCUCAGGAAAUAUAUUCCAAGCUAAAUCGCUCCGUCGCUGACGACACGGCCCGAAAUUACUCGAACCAGAAGCUGGAACUGCUGGACUUUUAUGAAGAAAGUCCCUCGCGGAGCGUCGCACUCGAACAGCCGGAAUUUCGAGAAAUGCGUGAGCACUACAUGGUGCCCACCCACGACCCCAGUCGAGUCAGCAAGAAGUCCCUCUCGCUUUUCAACCCCCAGUUUCUUCCCAAUUUCAACGAUAUGAUCAUGUACGUGGCGCAAGGUGACGGCAAGGACAGUCGUCAAUUUUAUCCCAACAAUACACGUCUGCAGGAAAGUUUGGAUUUUAUGAAACCACCCAGUGGGUAUAGAAAUGUUGUGCAUGCAGCACCACGUUCUCAUAAUGCUGAUCCACAAGCGUGUUUAAGCUUGUAUCCGCAAAAUUCAGCUCAUUGUGAGGAGGUGACUAAUGAAGAUAUCUUCAUUUUGAAGAGGGAGCUCAGAGAAAGCACGUGGAAAGACAAGUAUGAUUUGAGAGACUGUACGUCUUAGUCUUUGGUGAAAUCAUCUUCUCUUCAGCCUUAAAAAUUGUAAAUCAGUCUUCUAAGAUAUGAAAUUUGUUGUAGGCUUUCAACUCCGGCGAAAAAAUUCGGACUUUUUAAUCAAGUUUGGGAAAUGUUGAAAAUUGGAGUGUGUUGUAACUAGGUACUUGGAUUUUUUUCGCCGGAAAAAGAAGUAGGAAUGUGUUUUCUAUUCGCUUGAGAUGGAAAGCGUGGUGGAUGAGCAGGUAAAUGCGAUCAGAAUUAUCUAUGUUGUUCAUUAAAAAUUUUUCAGAUAGUAAAAAUCACGAAAGACGUUUGUUAUCUAAAAUAUUUAGACUAUUUUUUAAACCAAAUUUUGAUAUUCUAAAUGCAAGAGAAAGAGCGACCCUUCUUUUUGAUGUAUUAUGUUUUUGUUCAAGAAAAAUUUUAGAAUUUUACAUUCGCCUGGAUCGUUUAUGGUCAAUGCUUUAAUUUUGGAAUCCAAGCCCUCAGACCAAAAAGAUUUUUUAUCAGGAGAAAAAUUUAGCAAUAAUAACCUAUAUUUCAGGGUCCUGAAAUUCAAUAUUAAAUCUAAAAUUAUUUUUUAAUCAUUAAUUGACUGGUACAAUAUUGUGCCUUUUCAAUUCUGUAAAUUCAUUGAAUUUUGCAGAUUCAGACUUUUAAGAUCAAUGACGUUGUUAAUUAAACAAAUGUUAAUUAUUUUGUGAAAUUUCAUUGCGUAUGAUUCUUUGCUUUGAAGGGCUUGGAUUUUGAAACCGAGAGAGGGUUCUAAAAUUCUCGAGAAUUGAAAUUCGGUGCCUAUUGAAAAUGAACAUUUUUCAUUCUUGAAAUACCUCAGUUAUCCUCCUUUUUGUUAAGGGCAUGCGACACAGUGGGAUUCCUACAUUACCAACCUCUUUUUUCCAUUGAACAAAAUUUUUUUGUGAACCAUAGAACUUUUUUGGUAAAUGAAAUA